UGAAUAGCACGUUCUGCUGCUGCUGUUUGCAGUCUUCACGUCGCGUGCCACGAGAGAGGCCGCGGACUUGUGAAGCAUAAUAAUGAGCAGCAGCGGCAAGAGGCUUGGGGGUGGCAGGCCACCGACCGGCACGCCGUCCCCUGCCUGGUCUUCCGUCUCGUCGUCGCUUCUCUCCUCGCCGGCGCCUCUAUCUUCCACAACAUCUCCAAGCCCAACCUUGUCCUCCUCCGUGUCCUUCCCUCUUCUAGCUCUUUAGUUGGAGCGCCUCCUGUUCGACUGAAUGCCACUGAAGCUUAAAUCUCGCCCUUGCAGACUCUGCAGCCGGUGAAUCAGCCCCCAUCCGCUGAAGCCGAGCAAGGUGAUGUCAAGUAGCGAGCUGGAUCGGUAGUUCGAUUGGAUCAAUCUGGUGGAUACUUUGCUUGUUGCAAUUUAAAUCGACUUCUUUGUCAGCUGUAGAAUUUGCUUUAUUUUUCAAUUAGCGCAAACGAUAGAAGUAGUAGAAAAAAGGAGUGGCCUUUUGGCCGGCCGGAUCCAGAAGAGAGCGAUAAUGCUGGGCUUGAGGUUCCCGAGACCAAAGAGAUCGCCUUUAGAGCUGCUCCGAUCUACUCUCUUCUCUUGCUCCCUCGUUCUCUUCUCUCAAUUCGCCCUAGCAUUGGUGCCCUGGCUCUUUCCGUUCAUUUCUUUCCUUGCCAUGCUCCCGAUCGCAGCUUUGAUUAUAGUGGUGGCGAUUCUGUUGGGGAGAUUUUUGAGGCGUCGACUUGGUGUUUCUGCUUCUGCUCCGGCUCUUGUCCUCUUCAAUGUACUGUUCAUGUGGGGAGUUUAUGUUACCAUCAUCAGAAAAGCCAUCCCCUCCUUAUUGGAUGCUGUUCUCAACGCUGUGUGCGCUUUGCUAUUGUAUGGUCUUUAUAGAAUAUUAUCUGGUGAUCUCGGAACAGUAUCAUAUAGCUCUUCCACUUUGGAGUCCGGUCAAAAUGAAUUUGUUACCCUUAAUGUUCAAUGCGAGAGCUCCCCAACACUUCCAAGGGUUAGAUAUUGUAAAAGUUGUAAGGCUAGUAUUAAGGGAUUUGACAAUCACUGUCCUGCUUUUGGGAAUUGCAUAGGUAACAAAAAUCAUCGUUUAUUAAUUGUUCUUUUAGCUGGAUUUCUUAUUGCAGAGUCUUCCUAUACAAUGAGUUCAACCAAGUUCCUCACAAAAACUGCUGAUGCACAGAGGAUAGAGAGCAUCCUUGCAAACAGCUUGGUCAUCAGUACAAUGCUUUUCUGUAUACUCCAAGUGCUAUGGCAGGUGUUGUUCCUGAUAUGGCACACUUACUGCAUUUGUUUCAACAUCAAAUCAGAGCAAUGGGUAAAUUUGAUGCAGAUUAAUUGGAAGAGAUGCCCUGAAUUCCAACAUAUGUUAGAACCUCAACCAGGAAGUCCCCUUGAGGGAGACCAGGUUGGCCAUUCCAUAUGAUAAAGGUCCGCUUGGUGACAUUCUAGACUUCAUAAACUCCAAGGGUUAGAACAUCUGAGAUUAUCUACCAUUUUUAAUCUUUGAUACUAUUAUCUUGUGGGGAAGUCUUGCAUGUUCUUGCUGAUAUCCUGUGUAAUGUCAAAGUAAGAAGGUUGUGGUUAGAUUUACUACAAUAAAAAAUCGUGACAAUUUAAUUGACACUAAGUUUCAAGAAAAUGGUGAUUGUGUAAGAGAUCAAAUCCUCUGUCCCAAUAUUUCCGUGUCCCCUUGCAGAUCAGACGGGUUAAAUCACAUUUUAAGGAUGCAAUGCAUAUUAUGAGGAUAUUAUAACCGUCCGAUCGACGACGAAAGGAUACGGGGACACAAGAAUCUUGAUACAGAGGAUCUGAUUUCAUUGUGUAAUGGCGUAUAAGAGAAAAUGUUGUUUGUGUAAUGGCGUAUAAAUUUUUUUUUCACA
Messenger RNA from Zingiber officinale, 1910 nucleotides. Its product is annotated as probable protein S-acyltransferase 15. Gene Ontology annotation, biological process: protein targeting to membrane; peptidyl-L-cysteine S-palmitoylation. Gene Ontology annotation, molecular function: protein-cysteine S-palmitoyltransferase activity. The transcript has 10 exons. Lineage: Eukaryota; Viridiplantae; Streptophyta; Magnoliopsida; Zingiberales; Zingiberaceae. The coding region runs from base 548 to 1453 and encodes 301 amino acids. Gene Ontology annotation, cellular component: Golgi apparatus; endoplasmic reticulum. The record is from RefSeq and is a predicted model, not a curated record.